This is a messenger RNA of Aspergillus tubingensis, 1065 nucleotides long. RefSeq names its product hydroxymethylglutaryl-CoA lyase. The record is from RefSeq and is a predicted model, not a curated record. The transcript is spliced from 2 exons. Gene Ontology annotation, biological process: L-leucine catabolic process; ketone body biosynthetic process. Lineage: Eukaryota; Fungi; Ascomycota; Eurotiomycetes; Eurotiales; Aspergillaceae. Gene Ontology annotation, molecular function: hydroxymethylglutaryl-CoA lyase activity. The coding region runs from base 1 to 1065 and encodes 354 amino acids.
AUGAUGACCUUCCGACCUCGAAUGAGCCUCUUCUCUGCCCUUCGCACGGCCCCAGCUCGACGCCGCUUUGCGACUGAGGCGCGGUUAACCACGGACCAUGUUCGCAUCGUCGAAGUAGGGCCACGAGAUGGUCUACAGAACGAGAAAAAGUCGAUCCCACUUGAGACAAAGCUCCAGCUUAUUGAGAAGCUGGCUAAAACGGGUGUAACUACAAUUGAGGCUGGAUCUUUUGUCCCAGCGAAAUGGGUGCCCCAGAUGGCCAGCACUGCAGAGAUCUGCGAGCACCUCCUCCAGACUCCCCCACAGUCACAGAAUGCCAUUGCCUACAACUACCUCGUUCCUAAUGUGCGGGGUCUAGAGAACCUCAUCAAAGUUAUGGAUGCCACAGGCGUCCCGGCAGACACGACAGGCUCUGCUACGAAACCUCCGACAACAACCGAGGUAUCCGUGUUUGUAGCAGCAACAGAGGCAUUCUCCAAGGCCAACAUCAACUGCACAAUCGAGGAGUCACUCGAACGCACCCGUCCGAUUGUCUCGUUAGCAAAGACGAAGAACAUCCGAGUGAGAGGCUACGUUUCUGUUACUCUGGGCUGCCCGUACGAGGGUCCCGAUGUAUCACCAGCCAAGGUAGCUGAUAUCACGGCAACGCUACUUGAAAUGGGAGCCGACGAGGUGUCGGUGGCUGAUACUACGGGCAUGGGCACGGCACCCCGUACUAUGAAGCUCCUGCAGGCUCUGAAGGCGGCCGGUAUUGCGAAUAACGAUCUGGCGCUGCAUUUUCACGAUACUUAUGGACAGGCUCUCGUCAACACCAUUGUAGGGCUGGAGCAUGGUAUCCGCAUCUUCGAUAGUAGUGUGGGUGGUCUUGGUGGUUGUCCUUACUCCAAGGGUGCGACGGGGAAUGUCUCGACGGAGGACCUUGUACACACCAUUCAUGGUCUCGGCAUGCACACCGGCAUCAAUUUGGAGGAAAUGGCCAAAAUUGGAUCCUGGAUUAGUGGGGAGCUGGGCCGGGCUAAUGAGAGCCGUGCGGGCAAGGCCAUAUUGGCGCGGAUGGAAGAGUAA